Molecule: messenger RNA, 905 nt
Organism: Prorocentrum cordatum
Lineage: Eukaryota; Dinophyceae; Prorocentrales; Prorocentraceae
Source: the annotation of a GenBank genome assembly
GGCGACGCCGAGGUGGUGCUCGAGGCGGUGAGGCGCAGCGGCACCGCGCUGCAGUGGGCCUCCGACGAGCUCCGCGGGGACCGCGGCGUCGUGCUGCAGGCAGUCGGGCAGAACCCCGGGGCGCUCCGCUUCGCGACCGACGCCGUGCGGGCCGACGAGGAGGUCGUGCUGAAGGCCGUGAAGCGCAGCGGGGCCUCCAUGUGUUUCGCGGCCGAGCACCUGCGGAGGGACCACAAUUUUGUCCUGAAGGCCAUCCGCCAGGACCCGCUCUGCCUGCAGUUCGCCGCGCAGGAGCUGCUCGCCGACGCGCGCCUCAACGAGGAGGCGGCCCUGCGCUCCGGGGGCGCGUCGGUGGAGGUGGCGCCGGCGGCGCUGCGCGGGGACCGCCAGUUCAUGCUGGAGGCCGUGUCGCGCGCCGGCUACGCGGCGCGCUUCGCCGCGGAGCCGCUGCGGGCGGACAGGUCGUUCUGGCUGGAGGCGGUGCGCCGACGCGGCGCCGUGCUGCAGUUCGCGCCCGAGGCGCCGCGCGCGGACCGCGAGGUGGCGUGCGAGGCGCUGCGGCAGGACCCCUCCGCCCUGGCGUUCCUCAGCCCGGACCUCAGGGCGGACGGCGACCUGCUCAACGAGGCGGGGCCGCGGCCCUGACGCCCCGCGCCACGGCCCCGGGUAGCCGCCGCGCUCGCGGCCCUCGCUCGGGGGGCGGAGGGCGCCCCGGGCCCAAGGUUUGACCCAAGGCGUUCCCAGCUGUUCGGUCCGGGCUUCGAAGCAGUGCCCGACCCGAGGGGGCGAGGAUGCGCGCGCGCAGGGCCCCGGCGCAGGCAGCCGGAAGGAGCAGGGCGAGGACGUUUGAGCCCUCGGCAGCUGCGGCGGCGAGUCGGGCGUCGGGCGCUUCCAGGAAGAAAAAA